Molecule: messenger RNA, 972 nt
Organism: Penicillium olsonii
Lineage: Eukaryota; Fungi; Ascomycota; Eurotiomycetes; Eurotiales; Aspergillaceae
Source: the annotation of a GenBank genome assembly
AUGCCUCUCACUACCCAUUUCACACUGAACACCGGCGCGAAGAUCCCCACCGUGGGAUUCGGCACCUGGCAAGCCAAGCCAUUGGAAGUUGAAAAUGCUGUGGAAGUCGCCCUCAAACAAGGAUACCGCCACAUCGACUGUGCUGCGAUUUACCGCAAUGAGACAGAGGUUGGAAACGGCAUUCGCAAGUCGGGUGUUGCUCGCAAUGAGAUUUUCAUUACUGGCAAGUUGUGGAACACCAAGCACGCACCCGAGGACGUGGAGAGCGCUUUGGAUAAGACUCUCAAAGACUUGGGUGUCGAGUAUCUGGAUCUCUACCUCAUGCACUGGCCUUGUGCGUUCAAGGGCGGCGACAAAUGGUUCCCUUUGAAUGAAGACGGCGUGUUUGAGCUCGCACCAGUCGACUAUAUCACAACAUACAAGGCAAUGGAGAAGUUACUUGCAACCGGCAAGGUGCGCGCAAUUGGAGUGUCCAACUUCAACGUUCGACGCCUGGAAGAGCUCCUCGGCCAGGUCACCGUGGUACCUGCAGCCAACCAGAUCGAAGCACACCCAUACCUGCAGCAGACCGAGCUACUGCGCUUCUGUCAAAGCAAAGGCAUCAUCGUCGAAGCAUACUCUCCAUUGGGCAACAACCAAACCGGAGCACCACGAACCGUCGACGACCCUCUCGUCCAUACCGUCUCAGAAGAAAUUAGCCUCGACCCGGGUGCUCUUCUUGCCAGCUGGGGUGUGCAGCGUGGUACUGUGGUGUUGUCCAAGAGCGUUACUCCUUCGCGCAUUGCCUCGAAUCUCCAGGUCCGGGAGUUGCCUGAGAGUGCAUUUGCAAAGCUCACUUCUUUGGAAAGACACAAGCGAUUCAACUUCCCGGCUAUUUGGGGAUAUGAUAUUUUCGAGGAGGCGGGAGAGGAGGCGGUGCGCAAGGCUGCUGUUGAGGCAGGGCCGGCAAACAAGAUCAAGUUCACGGUCUAA